This is a messenger RNA of Arachis ipaensis, 2013 nucleotides long. RefSeq names its product tetraspanin-2. Gene Ontology annotation, biological process: auxin-activated signaling pathway. Gene Ontology annotation, cellular component: membrane. The record is from RefSeq and is a predicted model, not a curated record. Lineage: Eukaryota; Viridiplantae; Streptophyta; Magnoliopsida; Fabales; Fabaceae.
UAUUCCAACUUUUAACACAAAACCAUAAAGAGGGUUGCAACUUGCAACACCAUAGUUGUUGCUAGAAAGCUGUUACAGGUAAGUAGUUCCAUUGUUCCAACAACGACAUUAUUUAUAACAAACUUUGUUUUGGAAAAACAUAGGAAAAAGUGAAAGCCAAAAAAGCACAACAGAAAAAUUAAAACAUGGGAGUAAGCAACAACAUCACUUCAGUGCUAAACUUCAUAGCCCUCUUGGCCUCAAUUCCCAUCAUAGCAUCAGGGAUAUGGCUAGCAUCCAAGACAGACAAUGAGUGCAUCCACAGUUUCCGGUGGCCGGUUUCCGUCCUCGGAAUCCUCAUCCUCCUUGUUUCUCUAGUUGGCUUUGUUGGUGCUUAUUGGAACAAACAAGGGAUUUUGGGAUUUUACCUUUGUUGCAUGGCAAUUCUCAUAGGAAUUCUGCUGUUCGUACUUGUGUUUGCAUUUGUUGUUACUAGGCCUGAUGGAAGUUAUGCUGUUCCUGGAAGAGGCUACAAGGAGUCAAGGAUUGACGGGUUUUCUUCUUGGCUAAGGAACCAUGUCACUGGCUAUGGAAGUUGGGAGAAGAUAAGGGCUUGUUUGGCUGGUUCUGAUGUAUGCAUUAAGCUCACACAGGAUUUCAUCACUGCUGACCAGUUUUUCAACUCUCAUAUCUCUCCUUUACAAUCAGGGUGCUGCAAACCUCCAAGUUCAUGUGGCUACAACUAUGUGAACCCAACAUUGUGGGUAAACAAUGCAAAUCCAAUGGCAGACACAGAUUGCAACAUGUGGAGCAAUGACCAGAGUCAACUCUGCUACAAUUGCAAUGCAUGCAAGGCUGGCUUAUUAGGAAACCUCAGAAGAGAGUGGAGAAGAGCCAACUUCAUUCUCAUUCUUGCUCUGCUUCUUCUCAUUUUCGUCUAUCUCAUUGCAUGCACUGCCUUCAACAAUGCUCAAACACAACACCUUUUCCAAUGUUACAAAACGGGUUGGGUUUAAUAAAUCUUAAUUUUUUUUUCCUUUUAUCAUUUUUUUAGAUCAAGAAUUAAUUCAUAGCUGAUUUGAGCUCCAUCUAAGGAUUUAUCGCUGGUUAAUGAGCUGCUGCAUGUACAAGAUGAUAUUCGAACUCCCGACUCUUACUUAAGUGGAUGAGUGAGUUGAUUAAUCGACCAACCCAAAUUUGUUUUUUUUUCUUUUAUCAUGAUCAAAUCAACCUAGUUUUUUGUUCUUGUAAGAACACUUAUCCUUAGUGUGUGUAUAUUCUUUUGGAAUUUUGGUUUUGACUUUGCUAUUUGGAAUUAUAAUUUUUUUUUUAGAAGUUACUGACUUUUUUACACUAUAGUUAUCAACUAUAUGUAUGAGUUAAAAAUUGUUUGUUAUUCAUUGUGGACAGUUACAAUGAUUGUACGAAAUGGUCGCUAAUCAAAUUGAUUCUGAUGGAAGGUUUUAUAAGACUUUGAACUCUCUAACCAGUAACUAAACCUUUGUGAUGUCUUCCAAAGUUUUGAUCACAUGUAUUGAAACAACUGGGUAGAAAAUGAUAAUAAAAGAGUAUUAAUUUUUAAUUAGUCAAUUUUUCUUUUUUAAUUGAAGAAUUUUUAUUUUUGGAGAAUUUAGGAUUUAAGCGUAUAUAAUUCUCGAAAUAUGAAUGGUUUCUUGGAUACAACUUUUGAAAAUGAGACACUUUGAUUCUGGAAUCAACAAUAAAAAGAAAUCCGUGUGGGGAAGUGAGGGAACCCACUUUAGGUGUAUUUAACUUUUAAUGCAUGGCCAGGCAAAAAACAAUAAAAAGAAAACCGACACUACUGACUUGUGAAGAAACAAAUUGCCUUUUGAUUUUGAAUUUUCAAGAUCUACCACGUUGAAAAUUUGAAAUAAAAGAAAGAUCUUAACACAACUAGCAAUAUUUUUUAUGCGUUAGUGUAGAGUACAAGAAAUCAGGAGCUUAGAGUUCAAGCUUGUGUCCAAUGCUGGGGGCAAUAAGCACUAAACAGCUUCAAAAUCUAUGCUGCAUAAA